Molecule: messenger RNA, 3907 nt
Organism: Pelodiscus sinensis (Chinese soft-shelled turtle)
Lineage: Eukaryota; Metazoa; Chordata; Testudines; Trionychidae
Source: RefSeq, a predicted model, not a curated record
CAUUUUGAGAUAUUGGAGCUCUUACAAAUUGUAUUGAUUGUGUAAAGAGGACAUUUUUGGCUAGUACUGAGUGCAGUCACCUGAAAUACAGCAACUGCUUAAUAGCACGUGCCAUAGCUGCUUGGGACAAGAAGUGAAGAAUACCUUGUACAGACAUUAAAGGAGUUUAAAAACAGUACAAUUAUCCAUGUUUUAAAAGUGUAUUUACACUGAAUCAUGUGAGGACAUUGUUAUUUGUUUUGACUUCGGGAAUCUAGAAAACUAAUGUGUAAAAGUAGAUUUAUAUCAUUUCUGUAACAUUAAGCAUAGAGGUUGGUUGGAUUUCUAGUAUGCUAUUUAAAAAAUAGAAGGCAGCACCAAGAGGCUUGCACAUCUAUGCCAGUUUUUUCAAAGCAUUACAAUUACAUUCUAGGGUAUAGUAGGAUCCUGUAUUGGGCUAAUAAUUUUUCCUUUAAAGUUUCAUUAAUUUUUUUUUAAGCCAGAAGGACCAUUGUGGUAAUCUAAUCUGGCCUUCUGAAUAACACAGGGUGUAGAAUUAAAAAAAAAAUCCUAUACAUACAGUAAGAAGGAAAAUUAUUUUUGUAAAGCUUCCUGUCCUUUAUUACUAAACAUCUUUAGAUAACAAUGAAUUUAAAAAAAAUCUAACUUAUGAAGAUUUUAUUUUAGACAGUGGAAUAAGGUGUCAAAAUCACCUUUGCUUGCAGUUGCUCUUUGUGCUAGUUUCACUUUGUACUAGUGCCUGUUUUCCAGAAUUUUCGUGCAACUGCAACCCGAAGUGCACCAUCUUAAAAUACGAGCAUCAGGACUUACUGAGCAGACAGCUCAUUGAAUGAAUGUAUUUGAACAAAGUAUGAAGAACCCUAAAACAAAAGAGCAGAUUGAAAAUCUGUUACGGAAUGGGAUGAAUAAGGAGCUGCGGGAUCGUCUCUGUUGCAGGCUGACCUUCGGGACUGCUGGGCUUCGUUCUGCCAUGGGGGCAGGUUUUUGCUACAUUAAUGACCUUACAGUGAUCCAGUCAACACAGGGAAUGUACAAAUACCUUGAGAGGUGUUUUUCAGACUUCAAGCAAAGAGGCUUCGUUGUUGGAUAUGACACGCGAGGUCAGGUGACCAGUAGCUGCAGUAGUAAGAGACUUGCAAAGCUUACUGCAGCAGUCCUACUUGCGAAAGGUAUACCUGUGUACUUGUUUUCAAAAUACGUUCCUACGCCGUUUGUGCCGUAUGCCGUUCAGCAGCUCAAAGCUGUAGCUGGUGUGAUGAUCACAGCAUCCCAUAAUCGUAAAGAGGACAAUGGAUACAAGGUGUAUUGGGAAAAUGGAGCUCAGAUCACAUCUCCUCACGACAAAGAAAUCCUGAAAUGUAUAGAAGAAUGUGUUGAACCAUGGAAUGGUUCGUGGAACGAGAAUCUAGUAGAAACCAGUCAUCUUACACAAGAUCCUUUGGAGGAAAUUUCUAAAAGCUAUAUGGAGGAUCUGAAAAAGAUCUGUUAUCACAGGGAACUGAACACAAAAACCAACUUGAAGUUCAUUCAUACAUCUUUCCAUGGUGUUGGGCAUGACUACGUGCAGUUAGCUUUUAAAGCAUUUGGUUUUAAGCCACCCAUUCCAGUACCUGAACAAAAAGAUCCAGAUCCAGAUUUUUCUACUGUCAAAUGUCCAAAUCCUGAAGAAGGAGAAUCUGUGCUGGAGUUGUCUUUGAGGCUUGCAGAGAAAGAAAGUGCCAGGGUGGUGGUGGCCACUGAUCCUGAUGCAGACAGAUUGGCGGUGGCAGAGCUACAAGAACAUGGUCGUUGGAAGGUAUUCACUGGCAACGAGCUGGCUGCUUUGUUUGGGUGGUGGAUGUUCAGGAGCUGGAAGGUCAACAGUUCCAAAGAAGCUGAUGUGAAGAGCGUUUACAUGUUAGCAACCACAGUCUCCUCUAAAAUUUUGAAGGCGAUUGCACUUAAAGAAGGAUUUCACUUUGAAGAAACGUUACCUGGUUUUAAAUGGAUUGGAAGUAGAGUAAAAGAUCUCCUAGACAAUGGGAAAGAGGUUCUUUUUGCAUUUGAAGAGUCUAUUGGUUUCAUGUGUGGCACAUCAGUGUUGGAUAAGGAUGGCGUGAGUGCAGCUGUGGUUAUAGCUGAAAUGGCAUCUUAUCUGGAAACCAAGAACCUAACAUUGGCACAGCAACUAACUGAAAUAUAUGAAAUGUAUGGAUAUCACAUUUCAAAGACCUCUUAUUUCUUGUGCUAUGACCCUUCUACUAUCAAAAGGAUAUUCGAAAAGCUUCGGAACUUUGAUUCCCCAAAAUCUUAUCCAAAGUCUUGUGGCGCUUAUGAUAUAUUACAUGUACGGGAUGUUACCACUGGCUAUGAUAGUAGCCAGCUUAACAAGAAAUCGGUGUUGCCUGUGAGUAAAAACAGUCAAAUGAUCACCUUCACCUUUCAAAAUGGGUGUGUUGCCACCCUCCGGACAAGUGGAACUGAGCCAAAGAUCAAGUACUAUGCAGAGAUGUGUGCACGGCCUGAGCGGAGGGCGUAUUGGAGCUGCACCUUCAUCAUUAAAACAUUUCCACAGACCUGUAGGAGGACAUGCAUUAGGAGAGACACAUACUCCAAAAAUAAGAGCUUCCCCAACCUAGUUGUUGGCUAUAAUGCACAUAACUUGACGGACAGAUGUUUACAGGCUGUUCAGCUGCCUCCCCAGCCACUGACAUGCAUGGAUUUGCUCAGGAGGGUUAACUGCUAAAACUGUGUUAGCAGUGGAUAAAAUGGACGCGUUAAAUGUCACAAGUUUGCUGUUCAGUCUGUUUCUUCCCCUGCCCCCAACUUUCAUCCAGGAGCAAAGGCUUUUCUUUCACUCCUAGUCAAGCUCUGCUCAUACUGAGAGGUCCAAGAACUGCAGGAGGCACCUUCCCAUCCUUCUUGUAGGGAUAACCUAGGAUGAAUAUAGUGUGAAAUGGCUAUGAAAUGUUUGCUUCAGUGAGUUGUGCAGCAGUAUAAAACUCUCCUCCCUCUGACAGUGGUUCUGGUUAAUCUCUUCCCACUUUGUUUUUUCAAAAAAACCAAACAACUCCUUUUCAGUGUCCCAAAUGCCCCUUUUUGGGGAGAAACAUUUAUACCACCAUGUGCCAUCUAUUUUGUCAGUGUUUAUUGCUCUUGGAAGGAAAGGGUUUAGAAUGGCCACACUACUCCCAGGUGAGAGCCACCUAGACUUUAAGGCCCUUCCGUGUUUGAAAAGUAAAGACAGACACGUCAAGUGGCCUUAUUUUCAGGGUGCAAAGCAUGCUCAUUCCAUGCAGUCAGUCAGCCAUGGGUGCUCUGCCCUUGGGAAAAGUCAGGUCUUGUAUUUAAGCGCAUAUGUUGGUAUUUAUGCAACUAUCACCAAAUUUGAAUAUAUUUAACUUCCAGUUUACACACUGCAGUUAAUAACUGCUUAUCAUAGUGAGGCAAUGGUGGUCCUUGAAUAAAUUUCUGUUUGACUAGAGCUAGGAUAAUAGCAACUCAAAGUGGACUGUAACAGUAAUUAUUGUUAACAGUAAUUUUCUGAAUUUUGAACCUUGCCAGCAGUUCUUUAUUUGAUUGCAUAUGAUCUUUGUAGACACUCAUGGGGAUGCAUGUCAGUUUGGCAGCUCUCAAUCCAUUUAAGACUUUUUUCCCUUCAAAUCUGAAAUACUGCACGAACAAGCUGACUUUCUAUAUACUUCUGAUGUGUUUUUCCUGCUUAAGAGAGGAAGCUGAAGAAAAUAAGUGAGGCAAAUUAUCUUUGUAUGUCCAGUAAUCUGCCAGCAAAGACAUUUGCUGGAACUCAUAUAGACCAUAUUACAGAUAUAUAUGAUGCAACUGAGGGUUGUAAAUGGACAAGAACAGUGUAGAGAGGAACAGCAAUAAACUACAAGUAGUCCUGUGGCACCUUUAGAGACUAACGUAU